AUGAGCCCCGCUCGCUGCCCGGCUCGGCCCCGCCCAGGGCGGUGCUACCCCGUGGACGGGGCCCAUAUGCAAAUGAACCGCUAUGUGAUGGGCGGAGCCUGCAUGCAAAUGAGACAGCAGUGUGAUGGGCGGGGGCUGUAUGCAAAUGAAUUGUUAACUGUUGGGCGGGGCCUAUGGCAGUCCCCGGGGACGCACCGGAGGGCUCCGGGCGGGUCGGGCAUCAGGGUGCGCCAGGGAAAUCGAAGCACACGGAGGCGCUUCGGGGGCACCGCGAGGGUGCAGCGGGGCCCGGAGCCCGCAGCGCCGCCUGCCCCGGAGCCGCGGCUGCCCCCGCCCCGCGCCGCCCGCCCCGCAGCCCCCCAAGCCCCGCGCCGCCACUCGCCGCCCCGGCAGCGCGACUCACCGAGUGACCACUGGAGUGAGCGGGCACGGUACGGGCACCACCACCCGCAGCGCCCGCUCGUCCUGCCGCUCCAACGACUCCCGCCCGCACAAGUUUCCUUUCUCCGCCGAGGCGCCAACUUUCGUUUUCACAGGCUCGGUCCCCACCCAGACCACCCCGGCCAAGCCCGGCCCCGGCCGCCCCACCGCUCCCGGGCGGCUCUCGACGGGUCCCUCCCCGUCUGGACCCCCCAUUCCGGCCGGGGUGCCCUCCGGUACCCCCCGAGCAUCCCCCCACCCUUCAGCCGGGUGCAGGAGUCCCCGGCCGGCGCAGGGGCGCAGGCAGGACCCGGCAGCAGCAGUGAGGGCAGGUGCGCUGGAGGAGAGCACUUUGUGCUGGUCCCGACAACCAAAAGCGGAUUCCGCAGUCAAAAGUGGGGGCACGGCUGCUGCCCCAUCCCGGAUCCGACCAGGACCGAGCCGAAGACGGGCUCCCAGCAGCCCUGCCCUAAACAAGCAUCCCAUUUUACCCCCGUGCCCCUCUUUUCCCCCUCGCGGCAUACCCACAGCUCAGCGCACUCCAGGGCAGGACCCAGAGUCCUGGCAGGUGUGUGGCUCCCGGACACCUGUUCCGCCCUUCCAGCGCCUGCGGCAGCAGGAGCUGCGCAGAACGUGCCCUCGGGCUGCGCUCGCUCAGCCGCACUGCCCCAGCUUGCUUUCGGUUUCUUUCCCCAGCACACUGAGCAACACCCAAAAGACAACUCCCCUUCCCACACAAAAGUAAAAAGCUUUCCCUCUGGAAGGGAGAGAUCCCACUGACUUCAUUAGCAGUUUCUGAUUUAUUGCACCCUCGAUGUCCCGAGGGCAGUUCAGGGUAACUGAAUUCCCGACCCUGCCCAGCCCCACCAGGUGCUGUCCCCAUCGCACAGCCUGGUGCCACCGUGCCUGUCCCCCUGGCAGGGCCCAGGCCAGGGCCUGCACCCCAGGGUGACAGCCCAGCCCUGACCCAGGGCAGCGUUUGGCACAACACUCCACAGACAAGAUAAGGAUAAAAAAAGGAUUCAGUCUCAGAUAGCCACAAUCAAAGGGACAGCGUUGAGCCCGGGAUCGGCGCUGGGUGACCACAGAUCUGAACUCUACCACUUUGGAUCCCCUCUGUGCACAAAUGCUGUCUCUGCGGGGCUAGUUUUAUACGGGUUUUUUCACCUGGGGCAUGCUGGGCUGGGCAAAACCUUUUCUGGGAAAUGAUGAAUGCUGAUUGUCGAGUUACAGGAACCUGGUAUUGGGAUGCACAUUUUUGACGACUCUUACUAAUCGAGUAUGCAUCUGUUGGGUGUCUCUGGACUGUCCCGGGAAAGGGCUCAUCUCUGCACAGAGCCACAUCUUUUUGUUUGCUAAUUAGGUUUUUUUCUCUUCCCGGCUGCGGCUUGUGAUUUUAAAUCUUUAAGAAUUUUUUGUACAAGCACAGCUUAUUUAAUUUAUAUUUUACACAGGAACGAAUUAUUCCAUAACAUAUAUCACAAGUACAAUCCCAGAUGUUUUCCCUCUCCUCAGCUGGAGGCUGAGCCCAUGUGUCUGCUUGGAGGGCAGCACAGCAGCCCUGAAACAGCUUUGAGAGCUCCCCAAGUAUCACCACUGGAGCAUCCCAGAACAUAAAAAAGGUCCAGAAUUAAAAGAGUUGUUUAAAAAAUGUCAGCAGCUCCCUGUAGGAAGGAUGGCUUUGCACUGGUCACUGUGACAAGGAACAGUUUUGUCCCACAGCCUGUGUGGGGUUGGGCUGGCUCUGUUCUGUGCAUCUCGGUGUGGGACAUGGGGACAGGCCAUCCCCAUGCCCAGGGUGGGGCAGGUGGCUCCCACGGAGGGUGCUGGUGUCACUGGGCUGGCACAGGACGUUCAGCCCAAACUGGUCUCGCUGGAUGAGCCCGGUGCUCUUGGCAGUGCUCACGAAGGGCUCUGCCCUGCUGCCUCUCAGCUCUGCUGACCUGCACUGCUCUGGGACAGGGGAGGGGGAAGCAGAGUCAAAGCAAGGCUCAUGUCCUGGCUCUGCCUGGGGCAGAGGCAAUGCUCUUCCCAGGAGCGGGCUCAGAGCUGUGUUUGAGCUCAGGAUGAGGCUGCUGUUGAUCAGAGCUGGAUGGUUGAGCUGCUGCUGAGCAGUGCUUCCAAUAAGCCAAGGACUUCUCAGGUUCCCAGGCUGCCCGGGCAGCGAGGAGCUGGGAGGGGGCAGAGCCAGGAGAGCUGCCCCAGUGCCCAGAGGGAUGUUGCAGAGCACAGGGCAUGGUGCUGAAGGAAACACUGGGGUGAUUUGGCCGAGGGGUGAGGGCCACUGCUCAGGGGCUGGCUGGGCAUUGCUGAGAGAAUGGUGAGCAAGCACCCUGUGCAUCACUGGCUUUGGAUAUUCCUGGAUGGUUAUGUCUCAGUUUGGAAAGACAGGUGCCUGCUAAGGAAGGCAGGAGCCUCCCCUGAAAUGGAGAAUGCGAACCACCCCACCCCCCCACCCCCUUCCAAAUUGCUAUAAAUUUUAAAUUAAGGGGCUCUCAGGCAAAAAAUAUGGGAGCAGGCAAAAAAUAUGGGAGCAGGAAAUGAAAGUUCUUUAAUAGGGAAGAAAAUAAAAGGCUAAAAUAAACAAUGCAGUGCACUAGAACAACACUGACAGAGUCAGAACCCAACCUGACACCCUGUUGGUCAGGGUGUUGGCAGCAGUCCAAUUGGAAUUGUGGCUGCAGUCCUCCUGGAGUGUCAGGUGUGGUUCUGCUGGAGCAGGGAUCCUGUAAAAAAAGGGUGUAGUCUUCCUCUGAAGAUCCAGUGGAAGAAGAGGCAGCUGCUGUUCCUCUGGGAAAUCCAGUGAAGAAGCUGUGCUAGUAUUCUACAAUCUCCAGAUUAUAUCUGGAGGAGCAAUGCUUGGCUCCUCCCUUUGGGCAGAGCAUCUCACAAUGGGAUGCCACAGUUCUUAUCAGUCAUAAGCAGAUGUGGAGUAAAAAUAUGGGUGAUUGGUGUUAGAAGUAUUAACAGCAUUGUGGGGCAAAAGCCAAUAGGCUGAAAAACAUUUAUAAGGUAUUGUAACCAGGAAAUAGGGUGGCUUCUGACAGAAUGGCAUUGAGUUUUACAUCUCUUAUGUCUCACCCUUCAUCAGGACUGAUAAUGGAAUAAAAUCUUUUAAAACACC
Molecule: messenger RNA, 3544 nt
Organism: Agelaius phoeniceus (red-winged blackbird)
Lineage: Eukaryota; Metazoa; Chordata; Aves; Passeriformes; Icteridae
Source: RefSeq, a predicted model, not a curated record